Mytilus trossulus (common blue mussel) is the source of this 973-nucleotide messenger RNA. RefSeq lists its product as uncharacterized. The coding region runs from base 11 to 583 and encodes 190 amino acids. The transcript has 3 exons. The record is from RefSeq and is a predicted model, not a curated record. NCBI's taxonomy places the organism in Eukaryota, Metazoa, Mollusca, Bivalvia, Mytilida, Mytilidae.
GCAGACACGAAUGAUCAGCCCGAUUGUUAUACAUGCUAGAACAGUAGUAAUUGGUGACGGAAAUAUGGUGACGAACAUAGAUAACGAGCCAAAUCCAGUGCAAAUGUGCAAGUGUCAAAUGACAAAGCAAGACUCAAAAGAAAUCUCGAACCAAGAUUUUGCAACUCCUGAUAUUAUAAUUCUAGCAAACAAGGUAGAUGAAUGUACUGUAAAAUUGUUGAAAGAAAACAUUUUGGAAUUAUCUAAUGGUAAAAAUAACAUUAAAAUCGCCGACUUUAUCAUAGAUGGAGGCGUUGACCAGAAUUAUCUUGACGCUGUUCACAGAGGAAUGCAUACCUCAAAAAUAGUCUUUCUUCUACUAUCGGAAGACUUUUUUACUAACACAUGGCCCUACGUUGAGAAGAUGUCAAAUCUUAAUGAUCGACUAUAUUCGAACACACAAUCAGUUAUACCAAUGUACUUACAGAAAUCUAUUAGUCUGCCAAUGGGACUUCGAUCAUUGUAUUGCUUGCAUUUUUAUAGACGAGAUCCUGGUUACACAAAGGCAUUAGAAAAGUUAUUAGGGGAGAUUGUUAAAGCAUAAUCAGCUUUUAACGCCUAUAUUUGAAAUGCCCCUGUUAUCUACUUUAUAUCAUUGUUUGAAAAUAUAACAAUUUUUGAAAGAUUUUAUUUUGUCCAAAAAGAGCACUUGUCUUUUCAAAUUUAUAUCAUAUUUAAAGGUUUUAUUUAAGUAUAUACUUGUAAGAAGAUGUUAUCCAAUCUAAUAGAAAAAACGAUCUCUCAUCGCUCCCGUAUUCUGAUAUGCUUGUGGAAGAUCGGUUUUUUAUUUAUAUUGUAUGUUAUCUGUCUUUGGAUGUUUUACCUGUUGGCUGCUCAACGUGUAAUCGUCUUAAUACAAGUAUAUUGUUAAUCAACUUAUUCUUUUAUUGUAUCAGAUACGCAUAUUUCAGUUUAUAAAUUGUAUUGCAGUGAU